AUGGUUCUACGGUUCCUACGGAUGGGAAUCAUCGUAUUCACACUGUUCACGGCGGUGGCGAUACCCGUUUUGAUACCCGUCAACCUGGUUAAUCAACUGGAUUCUCCGGGCCUAAACAAACUUACGAUGGGUAACAUCAAGGACAAAGGUCGUAUUUGGGCCCAUUUGGUGUUAGCUGUUCUCCUUUCGGCUGGUGUGGUCUACUACACGUACCGAGAAACACGCCAAUAUCUUGUACUACGACGAUUGCACCUUUUGAGUCCGGAAUAUGCCAAUUCGGUCACUGCUAGAAUGCUUUAUGUUCCAUCGAUCCCUAAUCGUGUGAACAACGUUGAGGAAUUGACAAGAAUCUUUAGUCGUUUUCCCGGUGGCGUUCGUCGGAUCUGGUUGACCAGGAAUGUCAAAGAGUUGCCGGAUAUCGUCACGGAAAGACAAGACCUUAUCAAAGGUCUCGAAAGCGCCAUCACAAAGUCCAUCGCUGCAGCAUACAAAUACUAUGCCAAGAAAGGAGACGCCGAACUCGAAAACAGACCUGAUUCACGCAUCCCCGAAAGCCUUCGGCCUACACACAGAAUCUCAAAGUUGCCCAUCCCUCUCCCAUUUGUCGGCCGCAAAGUGGACUCGAUCGAUUACUAUCACGAAGAGAUCAAGCAACUCAACGCAAAAAUCGAGGAAGCUCAACGGUCCCCCGAAUCGUAUGAUCAGUUAAGCUCUGCCUAUAUCGAGUUUAACCAACAGAUCGCCGCUCAUAUGGCCGCUCAGUGCGUUAUCCACUCUAAAGAAAUGCAAAUGGCUCCACGAUAUAUCCAAAUCGCACCAAGUGAUAUCAUUUGGGACAAUAUGAAUGUAAAGUCGUUUGAGCGCUUGGCUCGACGUGGAAUCAGUAUGGUGAUCACUUCUGCCAUCAUCAUCUUCUGGGCUAUUCCAGUUGGUUUUGUCCAGUUGGUUGCAAAUAUCGAGUCUCUUAGCAAGGUUUUGCCAUUCCUCGACGGUCUCAAACAACUUCCAGACACCCUGGUCGGUAUUAUCCAGGGUAUUAUCCCUGCUGUGGCCCUUGCCAUCUUGGUUGCUUUGGUGCCCAUUGUCUUUCGAAUGUUGUCAAAGCAGGAAGGCAUUCCUCAAAAAUCAAUGGUGGAUUUGUCGCUUUUGCACAAGUACUUUUUCUUCCUGUUUAUUGAUGUUGUUCUUGUGUCUACCAUCGUUGGUGGUGCUGCUCAAGCUAUUGGUGAUGUCUUGAACAACCCAUUGAGUAUUAUCAACAUUCUUGCCGAAAGUUUGCCCAAGGCCAGUACUUUCUUCAUUACUUACGUCUUGCUCCAAUCUCUGAACGGUACCGGUCAAGCAAUCCUGCAAGCGGUUCCUCUUGUGCUGUCAUUCCUCCUUCCGUUCCUAUCCACGACGCCUCGCGACAUCUUUAUGCAGAAGGGCAAGUGCCCUACUGUUAACCUUGGUACACUGAUCCCAGCACAGUCUGUUAUCUUUGUCUUGGGACUGUUGUACUCGACCAUUGCUCCAUUGAUUUUGCCGUUCGUCUGUCUCUUUUUUAUCAUUUCAUACUUUGUCUACUUGUACCAGUUCUUGUAUCUGUACGAGAUGGAUUACGAAUCAGGCGGUCUUGCUUUCCCUCGCGCGAUCCGACACGUCUACAUUGGUAUGUUUACCUGGCAGCUCACCAUGAUUGGUCUAUUGGCUAUCCAGCAGGCGAUUCCACAGCUGGUGAUUAUGAUCAUUACACUGGUCGUCAGUAUUUUUGCGUUGGCGCUCUAUGACAAGGCAUUCAAACCAUUGUUCAAGUAUCUGCCGAUCCAGCCCGAGGAAGAGGGUAAACAGGCGGUUACCGGUUCCGAGAACCGCUCCUUGGCGAGUGGCAAGGAUGCAGGCCCUGUAGUGCGACGUAAGAAUGGCAGUCCUUCUUCUGCAAACGACAGACAUCGUCGCGCAUCGGUUGGCUUUGUGGAUGCGUACAUUGCACGCGCGCAGCUCCACAAACGUGUCCACGAGGAGCAGGAACACUCAUCGACCGGGCACACUCAAGAGAUGGUGGUUUCAUCUGCACGUCUCAUGUAUGAAGUAGAAUCUUACAUGCAUCCAUCCAUGUACCGGACACAACCUACGGUCUGGCUCCCCGAAGACGAUAUUGGUAUCACUGAACACGAAAUGGCUCAGCUCAAAGAACUCAACAUUCGAACAAGCAACUUUGGUGCCCGCGCUGAACACGAUGGUAAAAAGGGCCAAAAAUCCCGUGUUAACGUGGACGAAGCUAUGUAUGUUCAUGGUGGUAGAGGCAUUCCCGGUGAAAUGCCUACGGAUGAUCCAAACUUCAGCGUCCAAGAUUAUGUGCGCCACAUCGCCGAUAGUUAUGCUUUGGUGGAGUCAUUGGCGCUUACAGCUGCAUUCUAA
Molecule: messenger RNA, 2400 nt
Organism: Zychaea mexicana
Lineage: Eukaryota; Fungi; Mucoromycota; Mucoromycetes; Mucorales; Lichtheimiaceae
Exons: 8
Coding region: 1-2400 (799 amino acids)
Cellular component (GO): plasma membrane
Molecular function (GO): calcium-activated cation channel activity
Source: RefSeq, a predicted model, not a curated record